This is a messenger RNA of Octopus sinensis (East Asian common octopus), 6519 nucleotides long. Its product is annotated as gastrula zinc finger protein XlCGF7.1-like. Lineage: Eukaryota; Metazoa; Mollusca; Cephalopoda; Octopoda; Octopodidae. The coding region runs from base 1500 to 2468 and encodes 322 amino acids. Gene Ontology annotation, biological process: regulation of transcription by RNA polymerase II. The transcript is spliced from 4 exons. Gene Ontology annotation, molecular function: DNA-binding transcription factor activity; RNA polymerase II cis-regulatory region sequence-specific DNA binding. The record is from RefSeq and is a predicted model, not a curated record.
UAAACCUAACCUUAACCCUAAACAACGGGUGUGCGUAUUCUUUACCUUCGCCUCGAUUACCUUGUUCAGCGAAGUUUGUAUUGUAAAAGAAACAACGUGUUCGAGUUGAGAUAAUCGUUACAUUUAUUCCGUAAACAAUUUUUAGUUGUGGAUUUACAAGAUCAAGCGUUUUCCUGUUUUGCUCUUUGAUAGUAAAAGCUAAAUAAAUUAGCGGAUAGACAAUACAAACCCUCAUAGACUGGUGAGAUUAAUGAGGGUCCAACCUGGACACCCUCGGGAAAAGAACCACUAACCGCGAAGUUCUUGUCAACGUUAGCAGCUCACCUCACAGAGGUGUCAGAUGACGCCCGUGAAGGCGCCUGGCUUUCACAAUGCCUCAGCCUCGCCAUCACCCGUGAUAAUGCUGCGAGCUUCAGUUCUGUUAAACCUUGUGGUGUGCGACCAGUGAUAAUUCUUAGAAAAGCUUUUCAUACAGAUCUGAGAGUGAUAGCAUUUAUCAUAUGUAUGAGUACAUUUGUGAAGUCACUAGUACCAGGGUAUAUUUGAUCAGUUGUAUGGUCUGAAUGCUUACCGAAAGUGAAACUUCGCUAGACGUAAUCCCGGACUAAGAUGUGUGAGUGUAAAACUAGAAGCAGACGGUAAAUGACUGGGCGUGUAUGUGUAAGCGUACGCGCGCGUGUGUAUGCGGGAGUGGCAUGUUAGUAUAUUAGUAUGUACAAAUGGCUAUCAGAGCACAGAAACUGUCCUCUGAGGGUUUUGUUUCUUUAUUUUGAACAACUAUUCAACAUGAACGGAGCGUUCGUAGGUCUUAUUGAAUACAAGACAAUGCUGUGAGAUUCAAAAAAAAAAAAAAGAACAAAACAGAAUUUGAAAUAACAGUAUAUUUUGUCAUUCGUGGGGAAUAAUUUACAUUCGGAACUUGCGUUCCUCAGCACCGCUUUAGAAUUAUUCCGGCAUCUUACGGAAACUUAAAAUAUUCAUUGGAGGUUUGUGUCACUUUGAUACAUAAGCGUGGGUGUAUACAUACACCCAGACAUACACACAGAUACACACACACACAAACAAACACACACACGUGUGUGUGUUUGUAUACGAAAGAUCGCCUAUUUAUGUUUGUAUACGCAUGUGUGUUUGUUUAUAUAGAUAUAUAUAUGUAUAUAUAGUUCUUUGAAAAUAAGUUCUUCCCACCAUUGAAUCCUUUACGUAUUGGAUAUGUACAUAUAUUGGUGAUUGAUCUCAAACCAUUGAAUGAGACGACAAGGUGCGGUUUGAGGGAGAUUUGGCUGCUAUUUCUAACAGAUCAAGCGACCACGUAGGUGUUAGGUGUUGGUCGGUUACACCUGACUGCUGCUGUCAUAAUUGGUAUCCAUCCACGCAUCAACAAGAAUAUUUUAGUUUUCUAAUGCUGAAAACAAGCUUUGUAAGACGAUAAAGCAGUGGUAGCUGUUUCUGUUGUUCCUCUCAGAUCUGAAGGAUUUGGAAACAGAAACCUGUUCAACAUGGAAUUAUUCCAAAGGAGUUACAAGCUGACAGAUAAGCCGAAAGACAAAACCCUGUUCCACUGUAGUAUUUGCAGCAAAAUAUUCUCUCAAAAUAUUUAUUUAAAGCAACAUAUGAAAACACAUGAAGAGGAGAUGGGUGUGAAAAAAGAUGUACCAAAGGAGAAACCUGUACACAAGUGUGAAUUCUGUGACAAGACAUUUGAUAGGAACAGCAGUUUAGUUUAUCAUAGGCGGUCACAUACUGGAGAGAAACCUUUCGAAUGCAACGUCUGUAAUAAGAUGUUCACUCAAAAGGGAAGCCUUAAAGUGCACAUGAGAACACAUACUGGGGAAAUGCCCUUCCACUGCCAAGUGUGUGAGAAAAACUUUUCCCAAGAAUGCUCACUAAGGAUUCACAUGCGUAGACACACUGGAGAAACACCUUACAGUUGUGAGUAUUGUGAUAAGGUAUUUGCCCGAAAAGACUACUUAACUCUGCACACCAGAAGUCAUACUGGUGAAACACCAUACCGUUGCGAUACGUGUGAAAAAGUCUUCACUCGCAAAGAGCAUCUCAACACACAUAAACGAAUCCAUACAGGUGAAAGACCAUUUAAUUGUAAAUUCUGUGGUUACUGUUUUGCUGACGUUCGAACCUUGAAACAUCACAUACGAAUACACACAGGAGAGAAACCGUAUCGAUGUGAGAUCUGUGGGAAAGCAUGUUCCAGGAAAUACAGCAUGACCAUACACAUGCGAACUCAUACACGUGCUACAAAAAUUGAAUGUGAGAUUUGCAAGAAGAUUUUUUCUCGUAAGAACAGUUUAAAUGUCCACAUGAAAUCGCACGCUGAGGUGAUGAGCCACCAGUGUCAGAUUUGCAAUGAGUAUUUCUGGAGUAAAGAAAAUCUUGCUCUACAUGUGCAAAAGCACUGUGAAAACAAACCAUUUGAAAGUGUGCAGGAAGGUUUCCUUUCUUGUAAGUGACCAGAAUAUUCUAAUAUUCUACAAGAUACCUGAACUGAUGCUGAAAAGUGACAGCUGCUAAAAUUGUUAAAACAACUGCAGCAAAAACUGUCUUUUCAUAAAUUCCAUAUGUGUGUAUGUGUAUGUGUGAUGUGUGAGUAUGUAUAUAAAUACAUAUAUGUGCAUGGUAGUGACUGACCAAAAGUAGCAAUGUGAAGGCUCCGUAUUCAUUGAGCUCUUCAUUGAUGUAGAGAUAGAUGUCGCUCUAAUUCUUUGACAGUUACAUAUUGGUUACCUGUUUUUUUUUUGUUUCAUUUUCUUCCAAACCCAUAAGUAUGAAAUGUUUAUGUCACAAUGUCUUGACUUGAACUUUUAAUAUCUAGACUCAUAUUAUACUCUACAACAGAACUACCGUCCUACACAGAAACACGUACAAGAAUAUAAACACACAUAUGUAACACAUCUACACAUGUAUAUAUACAAACACAUUCACACCACAAACAUACCCAUAUUCAAGAAUAUUGUCAUUAUAUAUAUACACACACAUGCAUAUUGAUAAAAUAUUUGUUUCCUACUAGUUUAUCAUUAAUGUUAACGAUUCUAAAUGUUAAGAACUUGGAUGGAGGAUGAGCUGUAUAUUUUAUUCUAUUUGUUCUAGAUGUUGAUCUAUCAAGCAACUCACCUAAUAUUGACCAACAGGGUCAUUAUUUUAUGCUAAUUUUAAUUUUGCACAAUUCUUCCAGUAGUUUGAUCAGUGGUUCAAAUGAUCAUCAUUUUACUUACUCGUAAGCAUAAACUGUCAAUGAAUGUUGGACUAACAUUCUACUACUGUGUGAUAUUUACACAAGAUAUGUCUGACCUGUUACAUGGUUCCUUCUUUAAAACUUCUUUCAUUCUUAAGAAUAUGCCAGCCUCUCUUCCUUUCUCUGUACAUUGGUUGAUCGUCACUUUCUGUUCAUAGUUCAUAGUUCAGUUUAGUAACAUAUAAUCAUUAUCAUACUUGUUCGCUUGCUUCAUACUCUUACUUGAUGGGGAUGGGAUCAUCCCAGAGAUAUUAUCAUGCAUAGAGCCAAUCAAGUCCACCAGUGCUCUCUAUCACUGGCAGUUCCUAACCAGCCCCUCUGCAUCCUGCAAGGUGAUGUCAAGCCUCUGGAGAAACCUCCUUAAUCAUGUCCAGCCAUUUCGUGCAGGGCCUACCACAAGGCUUCUUCCAGCCCUUAGCUGCUGCAUUGCAUGAGGGAAAAGCACUGGUAGGAUAAUCUAGCAGGAAACAGUGGACAUGUUCAUAUCAGCACAUGCAAUGGACAGCUAUGAGGUGGGAGGCUGCAGGUUGAUGUGCGCAUGCACACAGUUCUUUGUUCUUCCCCUUCAUUCUCCUCUGUGGAACAGAAAUGUGAUCCUUUUCAAAUACCCUGACAAAGAGGAUUGACAGCUUUGAUAGCAGAACCUUGAGAACCAUCGAGAACAUCAGCUGAUACCAUCACGUAUAUCCAACAAAGCUAUCAUCCUAUCAAGAUUUACUUUAAACCUGACCUCAGCAACCUUUAAUUUUUCUCUAUAUUCAAAACAUGUGUCAUUACUCAAACCUUAAUACUACCAACAUUAGCUCCGGCAGUGAUGCUUCCAUCACCCUCAAACAUCCUAGAACACGUUCCAAUCCAUGCCAGAAUAUCGCUAUUUCUCUCAACAAAACUGUAUCUCAGACUAUAAAAGCACAUUCCAGCAUGCCCCAUUACUGAAAAGGGAUUCAUCUCUGACAAUGCUAACUACUAAUUUGUGAUAUUUCACAGGUAAUGGAAACAAGUAUAAACAAAUAUUUCAUUCAUCACUUUCAGUCUCUCUUUCAUAUACACACACACACAUGGUUCUCUCCAUCCUAAAAUUCUGUCAACUCUGGUUUGCUCAUAAGUUUGAUUAUGUAGCCAACAUCCUUCCUUCAAUUCAACUGAUGGGCCUACUUGUUUCUUUUAAACAUAUACUUACCCUUCACUUGUGUUUUUACUCUUCACUCUUCAUUAACUUCCUGCACAUGUCAUCUACAAGUAACCUUGAUAUAUCCCAUUCUGCCUUCAGGAGGGGCUGAACAGUGACGUUUUUGCAAACAUCUCUCAAAAGAGAGCUAGCAACCUAAUUUCCUUCAACAGCAUCAACACGCAUAUUCAAACUCUUGCUCCUCCCUACACCAUAUGAAUAGAAUCAAAGAAAAAACAAAAAGACUAAUCGAUCAAAGUUACUACAAAUGUUAGACCUCACAAUCUUUCACAGUGGUCUCAUAUAUCAUCAUCAUCAUCAUCAUUAUCGUCACUUUUAACAUCUACUUUGCCAUGCUUGUAUGAGUCAGAUGGGUUUACUGGAAAAGAUUUUUUUCAUAACUGGCCAUGUUCUUCACAGAAUAUUGGAAAUGAAUAAGGCUGCUUUAUGACUGACAUUCAUUUACAACAAUUAUGUGAUGUCAAAGCAAGGAGACACAAAUAUACAUACACACACACACACACACACACACACAUAAAAGUUUUAACUGAGGAAGUGGAACUGGUAAAAUGCACACUACAUAUGUUUCUUAGCUGGCUGAAUCUCUGAUGUAAUAGUUAUGCAAUGAGGGGUGCUCAACUUGGUUUAUCAUCAGGCUGAGAUCACCUUAAUUAAAUGAAGGUUACAUGCACACACACACAAAUAUACACUACACGAAUAUGUGGUUGGGAAGCAAACUUUUUCACCACAUAACCAUGCCUGCACUAUAUAUAUAUUUAUAAUUUUUACACCUGCUGAAAUGCAUUGGAUAAGAUUUCUUGAGGUGGUAUUUUACAGCCAGAUGCCCUUCUUAAUCUAACCCUAGUUUUGCAAAUAGGAGUUGAAUUAUGGCUUUACAUGUUAAUCCUCUAUUGGAUGUAUCAUUUAUGGGAAACAAAAACACAUAACUGUUGCUGGAAUGGUUUCAAUGCAAAGACACACAUACACACCUGCUAUAUGCAUAUGUAUGACAAGUUUCUGUAGUUUCCAUGUACUAAAUUAAAUUCCAUUCACAAGGCAUUAAGUCAGGCUAUAGUAGAAGACACUUGUUAUAUAUAUAUGUAUGUGUGUGUGUGUAUAUAUAUAUAUAUAUAUCAUCAUCAUCAUCAUUGUUGUCGUCAUUUAAUGGCCCUUUUUCCAUGUUGGUUUGAGUUGGAUAAUCUGACAGGAACCAACAAGCUGAAGGCGGCACCAAGCUUCAGUGUCUUCCUUGACAUGGUUUCUAUAAGUGGAUGCGCUUCUUAACAUGAACCACUUUACAGAUUGUUCUGGAUGCUUUUUCUUUUCUCAUGGAACUAGCACUAGUAAGGUAGACCAAGUACUCACAAAAUGGGGUUCCUCAACUUAGUGGAGUUACAGUAUUGAAGGAUGUGAAAUUAUGAUAGAGGAACAAGUUUCUUGCUGAAGAGGUGAAUACAUGGCUUCCCCAGCAGAAAACACACAUACAGCACAUAGAUAUAUUCAAAGAUGUACACUGUAACAUAGAUGAAGUAUUGACAUUUUUAUUCAAUAUAACAUAAAAUCAUAGUCAUAAUGAUCAAACACCAUCACACUGUAAUCAUGACUAAACUAUCAAACACCAACACACCAUAUCCAUACGCUGAUCACAACUUCAACUACAAAAUACCACCAUACUGUAUACAUACUCUAAUCACAACUGCCAAACACUACCACAACACAUACAGAUUGUAAUCACAACCACAUGCCAAAUACAACUACACCAUAUUCGUACUAUAAUCACAAGUACAUACUAAACACCUUUUCCCCUAUAAUCAUAGUUACAACUACCAAACCCUGCCACAGUAUAUUUAUACCAUAAUCACAGCUACAAAUACCAAAACACCAUCAUAUAAUAAUCUCAUUUCUGUAAUCUCUCUACUGAAAAGUUUUUGUAACAAUUUCUACAUGUUCCCCACUUUCAUUUCUUUUCUUGUUAAUAUUCAACUUACAAACUUUCAUCCAAAAUAGUCCCUUUAUUUAAAAAAAAAAUAUUUUUAGUGUCCAGUUGUUUUAGUUAUUGCUUUGGACACAGUAAUAAAAAAAUUAAUAAAUUGGCUCAGUC